UGUAUGGUACAUGCUACACGUCGAAUGGAACAAUUCUGUGCCAGUGAUGUGAAACGCGCAAACUCGAAUUGAUUUUCUCCGGUCAGCUGGUGUUGUUCAUCUUCCGACGAUACGGUUAAUUUUACGCACGAUUAUCGAUGGAUAAAUUUCUUUGGUAACAUGAACGAUAUACAUCAAGAAUCCUCGACAAAACGAGACGAAGGUCCGUGUGAGAAAAGUUGAAUGUGAAUGGUGAUAAAAAAUCGUCUGUUUUUGACGCAGCGAAAAAAUAUGACUUCCUCACCUUCGUCCAGUACCAGUUCCGCAUACGCUAGUACUGACGAUGUUCGUCAGUAUUACAGUAACGAUAAACGAAAUUUCGUUGGUUCGGACGAUGUCGGAACAACUCGGCUAUUGCGUUCAUAUUCACCUCAUCGUAGCAAAGCGGGAAGAUUCUUUGCGACACUGCGAAUCGACAAGUCCUACAUUAAUGCGAAAAAUAUUAUAAUAGCAGGAAUGAUAUUAGCCAUAGUAAUUGUUUCAAUAAUAGUAAUCUGCAGUAUUUAUGGAGCCAGUAGGGACAUAGAAAUUCAAGAAAACGAAGAUGUACCACCCGAUCCGGAAAUACUAUUACCUCCGUCAUGGAGCAAAUUAAAAAUUUUUAAACGUGGUGCCGUUUGUGCAGAUGCUGCACAAUGUGCUAGCAUUGGCAAAUCAAUUCUAGAAAAAAAUGGCUCUGCAGUGGAUGCGACCAUAGCUACAAUGAUUUGCAAUGGUCUCGUGAAUAUGCAAAGUAUGGGUAUUGGGGGCGGAUUUUUUAUGACAAUUUACGAUAAAGCCUCCAAGCAUGCAUACACGUUAACCGCAAGAGACCGUGCUCCGUUAGCUGCAAACGCUACUAUGUACCAAGGGAAACCCAAAGAGGCGGCAUUCACCAGUCCGUUGGCUAUCGCUGUUCCUGGGGAAUUGGCAGGGUACUGGGAAGCUCAUCAACGUUUCGGUAAAUUACCAUGGGUUGACUUAUUCAGGCCCUCGAUCGAACUGUGCGAAGAAGGAUAUAAUUUGACAAAAGUUCAACACGAUGGAUUCAGAUAUAAUGCAAAAAAUAUUUUAAAGGAUCACGUAUUAAAGGAAUUAUUUGUAGAUCCAAAGACGAACGACUUUUAUAAACCAGGUUCGAUUAUUAGGCCCAAAGUAUUUUGCAAAACUUUACGAGUAAUCGCAGAGAAGGGAGCCUCAGAAUUGUACAAUGGGACAUUGGGUAAACUUUUAGUACAAGACUUACAAGAAAGAGGGGCAAUAAUAACAAUGAAAGAUUUAAACAAUUACAGAGCAACAUGGGAUGAACCACUUGAGUCGAGUCUCUCCAAUGGAAUGAAACUUUUUACAGUCGAUUUACCCGCUAGUGGAGGACUUCUCACCUACAUUUUAAAUAUUUUUGAUAGAUUUAAUUUUACACCUGAUAGCUUAGCUGAUUUUAACAAAACCGCACUUACGUAUCAUCGAAUGAUAGAAACGUUUAAAUAUGCGUACGCGUUGAGAAACGAUAUGGCCGAUAAAGAAUUUGUCGACAUGGAAGAAUUAACAAAGAACCUAAUGUCGAAGACUCGCGCACAAGAAACACAAAUGAUGAUAGAUGAUUAUAAAACGUGGGAUGAUCCAGCGCAUUAUGGAGCGCGCAUGUUGAGCAGCGCGAAGGAUCAAGGAACUGCUCAUGUUUCAGUAUUAGCGCCAAAUGGGGACGCAGUCUCAGCUACUAGUAGUAUCAAUUUCUAUUUUGGAAGCGGAGUAGUUAGCGAAAGUACUGGAAUAUUAUUGAAUAAUGGGAUGAAUGAUUUUGGUAUACCGUCAGCAAUUAAUUACUUCGGUAUUCCACCUAGUCCGAACAAUAAUAUCGCUCCUGGAAAAAGGCCUUUGUCAUCUAUGGUACCUUCGAUCCUUGUCGAUGAAAAUGAUGAUGUAAGAAUGGUCGUUGGUGCUUCUGGUGGUACUAGGAUCACCACGACAGUUUCUCAGAUAAUGGCUAAGAUUAUAUGGAUGAACCAAACAGUGAAGGAAGCAGUGGAUGCUCCUAGAAUACAUCAUCAAUUGGUCCCGCCAAACGUGUCAUACGAGUAUGGUGUGCCAAAGCAAAUAAUUGAUGGGUUGAAAAAGAUUGGCCACAAGACUGCUCGUUACAGAAUUCGUGGUAGCGUAGCUUGCAUCAUUUACACUAAGAACAAUACAGUAUACGGGAAUGCGGACUUCCGGAAAGAAGGAGACGUGUAUGGAGUCGAUUAAAUUCUUCCUAAUUAAAACAAAUGAUCAUUGGUGAACCUAAUAAUAUAUAGAUAUAUACAUAAAUUGCUGAACUGUUCUGGCGACUGAUCGCAAUAAGUGUUAUUCAAGUUCCCGCGGUAUUAAACUCUUCAACGUUUAAUCACCAAAAUAUAUAAAAAUCUUUUGAAAGAGAAACUUUCCAUGGUAAUGUUUGUUAUGUGAUGUUUUCUUUACGCUGAAUUGUGCGAAAUUAAAGUUCUUCAAUAAAUAAUAAUAAAUAUUUUA
Molecule: messenger RNA, 2523 nt
Organism: Bombus huntii
Lineage: Eukaryota; Metazoa; Arthropoda; Insecta; Hymenoptera; Apidae
Product: scoloptoxin SSD14-like
Exons: 10
Coding region: 229-2259 (676 amino acids)
Biological process (GO): glutathione catabolic process
Cellular component (GO): plasma membrane
Molecular function (GO): glutathione gamma-glutamate hydrolase
Source: RefSeq, a predicted model, not a curated record